This is a messenger RNA of Penicillium taxi, 1929 nucleotides long. RefSeq names its product alpha-keto acid decarboxylase family protein. Lineage: Eukaryota; Fungi; Ascomycota; Eurotiomycetes; Eurotiales; Aspergillaceae. The record is from RefSeq and is a predicted model, not a curated record. The coding region runs from base 1 to 1929 and encodes 642 amino acids. Gene Ontology annotation, molecular function: carboxy-lyase activity; thiamine pyrophosphate binding; magnesium ion binding. The transcript is spliced from 5 exons.
AUGUCGGGUCGCACCACCGAGGAUAGCAUCGAUCUUUUCGAAUAUCUUUGUAUUCGAAUAAAGGAAAUCGGGGUCAAAUCAAUUCAUGGAGUUCCAGGAGACUUCAACUUGGUGGCUUUGGACUAUGUGGAAAAAUGCGGCCUAAAAUGGGUUGGGAACUGCAACGAACUCAAUGCUGGCUACGCAGCAGACGGAUAUUCCCGCAUCAACGGGAUGUCUGUGUUAAUGACUGUUAUGGGAGUUGGAGAGCUCUCCGCAAUCAAUGCUAUAGCUGGAUCAUUUGCUGAAUAUGUCCCCGUGAUUCAUAUUAUCAGCAAACCAACCAAAGAUUCACAGAAAAGGGGGCUUUGCAUGCAUCACACUCUGGGUGAUGGGGACUUCACAGCUUUUGAGGAGAUGAGCAGCAGAGUUUCUUGUAUGACAGCGAGCAUUGAUUGCCCACACAAGGCGUCUAGCUUAAUUGAUGAAGCAAUCCGGCAAUGCUGGAUACAAAGUCGACCUGUUUCAAUCUUUGUUCCUUCUGAUAUGGUUCGUAUUCCAAUCGCAAGGCACACGCUAAGCAGUGGUCCACCGUUGAGCCGUACUAUGCCACAAAACGAUAUACAUCAGCAAAGCAGAUUGGUCGACUUGGUGAUAGAUGCAGUUCGGAUGGCGACUAAUCCUGCAGUGUUAGUGGGCGGUUAUGGUACCUUACACGGCGUGGAAUACGAGCUUGAAAAUUUCUUAGCCUCAGUCGGGCUUCCUAUUUUGGCCGCAGCUUCCGGGCUUGGAGUGGUGAACGCAACCCUGUCCAACUAUGCUGGGCUUUAUGUGGGCAGUUUAUCAAGCCCCAAUGUUCUUGAGUUGAUGCAUUCUGUUGAUCUUGUGAUUUCAAUUGGAAACAUUCAGUCUGAUCUGAGCACCUCAGCCUUUGAUGGAAUUUUGGACCAAACGAAGUUGAUUGAGAUCCAAAGAACUAAGACCAAAGUGAAGGGCCAAGCUUUCUAUAACGUCUUCAUUGAUGGUGUACUUACGGCACUGACUGAAAGGUUGAGCCAUGGCCAGUUGCCUUUCCAUGGCACUGCCUAUGUUGAGUCCACUCAUCCGUGUGAAGCCCUUGAUAAUAUUGGUGCUAAAAGCGAGGCGAAUUUGCCUUUUGGAAAAAGAAGCAAUAUGCAGAGCUUGGAAAAACAACUUUUCAGCUUUUUUCGAAACCCGACGAAAUGUCUUCAGCUGUUAUGGUAUAUCAAGUCACCGCGUAUGCUUCGAAGUGUGUCUAAGAGGCAGAAACUAAUUACGCAUGAUUGGUUCUGGAAUAAUCUAGGAGAAUGGCUUCAAGAAGGAGACAUCAUUUUAGCAGAAACAGGUACGGCAAGCUUCGGAAUAUGGAGCACGACGCCUCCCCCGCACUGUACAUUCCUCGCGCAGUACUUGUGGUCUAGCAUCGGAUACACUAUUGGUGCUUGUCAAGGAGCAGCCCUAGCAGCACGGGAUUCGCAUUCCUCACAAAGACGUACUAUCCUGUUCAUUGGGGAUGGAAGUUUCCAAUGUGGAUGCCAGGAGCUAAGCACAAUCAUCCGCCAAGGGUUGAAACCUAUAGUUGGUUACACUGUGGAGCGUUUGAUACAUGGCGAGCAGCAGGGUUACAACGACAUUCAGCCAUGGAACCAUAGCCUUCUUCCGGCGGCGUUCGGUGCAGCACUAGGGACUUACCAGACUCACCGCAUCGAGACAAGAGAACAUCUCCAAUCCCUUUGGAGCGACAAAAAAUUCGCCGACUGUUCAGCUCUUCAGCUCGUCGAGCUGGUUUUAUCUCAAAAUGAUGCACCAUCCAAUCUGAUUAAGCUGGCCAGAUCAUUGCAGGAGAGAAAUGUUGGGCAAAUCCCCAACCCUUGCAUGGCCCAAUUUGUCAGGAUUGAUGCUCGUAUGUGCGGAGUGGUUACACGAUAG